Colletotrichum acutatum is the source of this 1833-nucleotide messenger RNA. RefSeq lists its product as uncharacterized. Bases 1 to 1833 code for a protein of 610 amino acids. NCBI's taxonomy places the organism in Eukaryota, Fungi, Ascomycota, Sordariomycetes, Glomerellales, Glomerellaceae. The record is from RefSeq and is a predicted model, not a curated record. The transcript is spliced from 6 exons.
AUGGUAGAUUCGGAGAACGCGAUAAUCAUAGGCAUUGACUUCGGCACAACCUUCUCCGGAGUGGGUUGGGCAUUCUCGGGCCAGCCCAACGACAUUGAGGUCAUUACCAGAUGGGAGGCCGAGCUCAACUAUACCUCAGACACCGCGAAGACGCCAACAACGAUUCUGUACCAGAAACCUCGCGGCGCCGUCUGUUGGGGUUCUGAGAUAACAGUCGAGAAAAGUCAUGAUGCAAUGAAGUGGUUCAAACUUCUUUUGGUUGAUGAUGCGGAGCUUCCUGCAAACCUCCGAACGUCUUCGCAGAUCGCUGAAGCCAGGAAGCUUGUCAAAGAUGCAAACAGAGAGCCAGUUGAUGUCAUCAGCAGUUAUCUUCGACGUCUAUGGAAUCAUUCUAUUGAAUGCAUUAGCAUCUCCGCCGGAGAGGACCUCGUCAAGAUGUGCAAGUUCCACGUCGUCAUCACUUUGCCCGCAAUCUGGCCGGACUAUGCAAAGGUACGAAUGAGUCGAGCAGUAGAGAAUGCCGGAAUUCUCGAGAAGCGUCCAGUCGGAAAGACUGUACUGUCUUUCAUUUCGGAGCCAGAGGCUGCAGCCCUUGCAACGUUGAAAGACCUAGCAGGCAGACCAAAUAUCAAGGUGGGCGAUCACUUCAUCGUUUGCGAUGCUGGUGGAGGUACGGUCGAUCUCAUGAGCUACGAGGUACUCGGCCUGAAACCUUUGGCCGUUCGAGAGGCUAUCGAAGGAGACGGAGACAUGUGUGGCGGCGUGUUUCUCGACGAGGCAUUCAUCGAAUUAGUCAAAGAGAAGGUCACACCCCAAGCCUGGGCCAAUAUUCCCAAAGACGAUGCGGCCAGUAUCCUCAAUGGGGACUGGGAACACGGCAUUAAACAGCAAUUCAACGCUCAAGACCGUGACUGGCACAUCAAGCUGCCCCCCGAGUGUCAAGCUAGAGGAACAUCCAAGCGUGGAAUCAAACGCAAGCGGAACCUCAUGCUCAAUGUGCAUGACCUUCUCACUGUGUUUGACCCGAUCGCUAUCAAGAUUGCGGCCUUGGUACAGAAGCAGAUUCACGGUGUUGAAGCCAAGUGUGGCAAGCUCCCCAAGAACGUUAUCCUAGUCGGAGGAUUUGGGAGAUGCCGCUACCUUCACAGUCACCUUCAGAGCACUAUGGAUAAGAACAUCACACUCCUGCAGUCCACCGGAUCCAAGCCAUGGACCGCCAUCUGUCGCGGCGCGGUAAUUCACGGACUUUCCCAGCAGGGCCUCUCUCCAGGCCUCUCUAUCAGCGUCAAGUCCAGAAUUGCCCGAGCUAGCUACGGAAUCAUCACCAACAAGAGGUACGAUCCUAGAAUUCACAGAAAGGACCUCAGAUUCUGGUGCACAGACGAACACUGCUGGAAAAUCAAACAUCAAAUGGAGUGGUUUCUCAAGCAGGGCAUGGAUGUCUCAAGCACCGAACCCAUUCGCAAAGACUUCUAUCAGCUAUUCGAGACUGCCCCAGAAACAAUCUCACAGACGCUGUGCAUCAGCACGGCAUGGCCUCCGCAAGUGGAGUACAGCGAAGCUGUCAAGAUCCUAUGCGCCAUUGCUUGGAAUAAGGAACUUGACUUCGAGAGCAUGCCUCGUUACACCAAUCCAAUUGGCAAGGUCUUCCACAAGCUCGAAUUCGACAUUGACAUGAAGUGCGCUGGUGCAAGCAUUGACUUCACUGUCUUUCAUGAUGGCAAGAGCGUAGGAUCCAAGAACGUUGCAGUGGUCUUCGAGGGUGAGGUGAAGGAUGAGGAGGUGGACGGCUCGGACGAGGAAGAUGCCAAGUCAGAGGCCAACUCUUUCUGA